AUGAUGAUGGCCCGGGUUUCCUCCGCCCUGUUUCUUGCGAUGGUGGCGCUUGUCCUCGCGGUGCCGGCGCUCGCCGGCGACCCGGACUACCUCCAGGACAUCUGCGUCGCCGACCUCAAAUCAGACCUCAAGGUGAACGGGUUCCCGUGCAAGGCGAACGCGACGGCGGACGACUUCUUCACCGGGGUCCUCGCCAAGCCCGGCGCCACCAACACCACGGCCGGCUCCGUCGUCACCGGCGCCAACGUGGAGAAGGUCCCGGGCCUCAACACCCUCGGCGUCUCACUCUCGCGCAUCGACUACGCCCCCGGCGGGCUCAACCCGCCGCACACCCACCCGCGCGCCACCGAGGUCGUCUUCGUCCUCUAUGGCGAGCUCGACGUCGGCUUCAUCACCACCGCGAACAAGCUCUUCGCCAAGACCAUCUCCCAGGGCGACGUCUUCGCCUUCCCGCGCGGCCUCGUGCACUUCCAGAAGAACAAUGGUGACAAGCCCGCCGCCGUCAUCUCCGCCUUCAACAGCCAGCUCCCCAGCACGCAGUCCCUCGCCAUGACGCUCUGCGGGGCCUCCCCGGAGGUACCCGACGACGUGCUCGCCAAGGCAUUUCAGAUUGACACUGUGGAGGUUGACAAGAUCAAGGCCAAGUUUGCCCCGAAGAAGUGA
Messenger RNA from Triticum turgidum subsp. durum (durum wheat), 663 nucleotides. The record is from the annotation of a GenBank genome assembly. Lineage: Eukaryota; Viridiplantae; Streptophyta; Magnoliopsida; Poales; Poaceae.